CCGGUGACACGGAGGAUCUGUGGCGGAGAUUUCAACCUCACGACGUCAUUCACGAGACAAGAAAGCUCCAAAACCCAACCGAAAAAAGUCAAAACCCCGUAGAUUCCCCACGCGACUCCCACCCUCCGAUCAUCAUCCGACGGCCCGCGUUCUGUCUCUAACAGACCCCGCCUCCUCCACAAACAAACUUCUAUAACCCCACGCACACGCAGAGUCACACUCACAGUCACUCACAGACAGAUCUCCGCCUCCAACACCACAUGGCGUCGAUCGCUCUCACCUCCUCACUCUCCUUAGCUCCUCCCUCCCUCCCUUCCCUCCGCUCCCGCAAACCCACUCGCUUCGCCGCUCAAUUCCGCUCCAUCUCCACCCCUUUCCAUUUCUCACGGCAACCCAAUUCCCUUUCUCUAUCCAAAUCCGCUUCCACUUCCCUAUUCCAAACACGCCCUAACCCUAACCGUAACCAAUCCAAUGACACUAAAUUUACCGUCAGAUCCGCCGCUAGUGGUGGCGCGUCCGUGGCUGCGAAGCCUCCGUCUCCGCCGUGGCAAGGCGCCGCUAUUAAGCCGCUGCUGGCUUCGAUUGCGACGGGAGUUAUCCUCUGGCUCGUGCCGGUUCCGUCGGGAGUAUCGCGCAACGCCUGGCAGUUGCUCGCUGUCUUCCUCGCCACCAUCGUCGGGAUCAUCACGCAGCCCUUGCCGCUCGGCGCCGUGGCUCUGAUGGGCCUGGGCGCUUCGGUGCUGACCAAGACGCUCACCUUCUCCGCUGCAUUCUCGGCCUUCGGCGACCCGAUCCCCUGGCUCAUCGCGCUCGCUUUCUUCUUCGCGCGCGGGUUCAUCAAGACCGGGUUGGGGAACCGAAUCGCGUACCAGUUCGUGUCCUUGUUUGGGAGCUCGUCGUUGGGGUUAGGGUACAGCUUGGUGUUCAGCGAGGCGCUCUUGGCGCCGGCGAUUCCGUCUGUUUCGGCGAGGGCCGGCGGGAUCUUCCUCCCGCUCGUGAAGUCGCUGUGCGUCGCGUGCGGUAGCAACGUCGGCGACGGGACCGAGGAGCGGCUGGGGUCGUGGCUGAUGCUCACGUGCUUCCAGACCUCGGUGAUCUCGUCGGCAAUGUUCCUGACGGCAAUGGCAGCGAACCCGCUGGCCGCGAACCUCACAUUCAACACGAUCAAGCAGACGAUCGGGUGGACCGAUUGGGCCAAGGCGGCGAUCGUGCCCGGCUUGGUGUCGUUGAUUGUGGUGCCGUUUCUUCUCUACGUGAUUUACCCGCCGACGGUGAAGAGCAGCCCUGACGCGCCGAAAUUGGCAAGGGAGAAGCUGGCGCAGAUGGGUCCGAUGUCUAAGAACGAGAUUAUUAUGGCUGGGACUCUGCUUCUUACGGUGGGACUCUGGAUUUUUGGCGGGAAGCUGAAUGUGGAUGCCGUCACUGCUGCCAUUCUUGGACUAUCGAUCCUCCUGGUGAGUGGGGUUGUGACAUGGAAGGAGUGCUUAGCCGAAUCAGUUGCCUGGGAUACCCUUACGUGGUUUGCUGCCCUCAUUGCAAUGGCUGGGUAUCUCAACAAAUAUGGUCUCAUCUCCUGGUUCAGCCAAUCUGUAGUCAAGUUUGUUGGUGGAUUGGGUCUUUCAUGGCAGCUAUCUUUUGGCAUUCUGGUCCUUCUCUAUUUCUACUCUCACUACUUCUUUGCAAGCGGAGCUGCUCACAUUGGUGCCAUGUUUACAGCCUUCCUAUCUGUUGCCAGUGCCCUUGGCACUCCACCAUACUUUGGAGCCAUGGUGCUCGCCUUCCUCUCAAACCUCAUGGGUGGCCUUACCCACUAUGGCAUUGGGUCAGCUCCAGUUUUCUAUGGUGCCAACUAUGUCCCUCUUGCCAAAUGGUGGGGCUACGGAUUCCUCAUUUCUGUUGUCAAUAUUAUCAUCUGGCUCGGAGUUGGAGGGAUUUGGUGGAAGUUCAUUGGCUUGUGGUAAAGGAGCCGGUCGUCAGAAUUUGCCGACCCCAACCCUAGUAAUUUCUGAUUUUUUGUUCACCCUCAGGUGCAAUUUUCCCACUUUGAUGUUGAUUUUCAUUUUUGAUUGCAUAUCUUAGAAAUAAUCUUUUGGUUGCUUUGGCGGACAGACCUUAGGGGGGAAAAUGGUAUACAGACGAGGUCCAUUUAGAAAUUAGAAUCUGUAUCUGAAAAUUUUGAUGUGGCAUGCAAUUGCCUGCAAUUUAUGAACAAGUGAUUACUUGGAUCAUCAUAGAAUAAAUCUCUCUUCCUGCAAA
Alnus glutinosa is the source of this 2256-nucleotide messenger RNA. RefSeq names its product dicarboxylate transporter 1, chloroplastic. The record is from RefSeq and is a predicted model, not a curated record. Bases 261 to 1961 code for a protein of 566 amino acids. Lineage: Eukaryota; Viridiplantae; Streptophyta; Magnoliopsida; Fagales; Betulaceae. The transcript is spliced from 3 exons. Gene Ontology annotation, biological process: transmembrane transport. Gene Ontology annotation, cellular component: membrane. Gene Ontology annotation, molecular function: transmembrane transporter activity.